CAAUAAUCCGGUGCAAUUACACCGAUUUAUCUACCGCUUAGUCCCACUACUUUGAUUCAAGGUCAUUCCCUCAGCAUGACUGAAAAGAAGCCUGAUGUUUCGCAGAUUACUUCAAGGAAUUGGGUCAGGAUAACUUUGACUGCUGCAAGUGUGGCUCCACUGGAAAUUGUUUCCAACGACUUAAUAAAGCGUGCGAAAGAUCAAAAUCUUAAGGUGAAAGGACCUGUGAGGAUGCCGACUAAAAUUUUGCGUAUAACCACCAGGAAAACGCCAUGUGGGGAGGGCUCAAAAACUUGGGAUCGUUUCCAGAUGCGGAUUCAUAAACGUGUUAUCGAUUUGCUUUCUACUGAUGAGGCAGCGCAGCAAUUGACCCAUAUCUAUCUCGAGCCAGGCGUCAAUUGUGAUGUCAAAGUUGCUGGUGACUCGUAGGAAAUAAACCACUUGGAAUUUUGCACUGUUAUUUUUGGUCUGGUAAUUGGGCCUUUGUCCAGCUCGAGGAUUCGGAUAACUCAGUAGAUGGAAUAAGCUGCGUCCAGCACUGGUAGAAUGCAGCACGAUGGAGACUUCGAUAGGUGCUGUUCUGAACUUUUUCCAGACUUAUUGUAAUUUUACUGCAUCAUGUCACUACUGUAUGACAGUACAGAGAAGGCUUCUG
Dicrocoelium dendriticum is the source of this 655-nucleotide messenger RNA. NCBI's taxonomy places the organism in Eukaryota, Metazoa, Platyhelminthes, Trematoda, Plagiorchiida, Dicrocoeliidae. The record is from the annotation of a GenBank genome assembly.